AUGGCGAACAACAGCCGGUUGCUCGCACCCUCUAUAACCAUAGACACACAUUAUGACAACACUGCGUCAUCUUCAUCCGACCCUAUCAGCCCCCUAAGCCCUACUGCUGCACAAGAACUCUCUCCAGACAGACCCUCCUCAUCUAAUGAUGCAAACUCGUUUCUCUUCCCGCGAAGUCCAAUCUCCUUCGAUGGGGAGACCCUUCGAUCAAGGGCAAACUCAGUCAACUCAAACGUAGAUACCCUUCGAUCGCGAUCCGGCUCGACAGUUAAACCGCACGGCAGAUUAGAUGGUGCGGACUAUGAUGAUGUUCCACUAUCAGAUGCCUUAAAGGCAGACGAGCGCAAUAAACAAGAUUUUGAGGUCGAGAACAACCCAUUCGCAUUUUCGCCCGGCCAGCUGAACAAACUUUUAAACCCGAAGUCAUUAGCCGCCUUCAAAGCCCUGGGUGGAUUGAAGGGACUCGAGAAAGGCUUGAGGACCGAUUUAACUGCUGGUCUAUCACUCGACGAGUCACACCUGGAAGGCACUGUUAGUUUUGAGGAUGCUAUACAAAGCGGCUCAACUAAACUCCAAGACUCUGCUGCCUCAACCCCUCAGCCGUCGACAUCUAGUGGCGGAGCCCAGUUUACAGACCGCAUACGUGUCUUUGACCGCAAUAAGUUACCUGAACGGAAAAGCGACAGCUUCUUCGUAUUGCUAUGGAGAGCUUAUAACGAUAAGAUCAUCAUCCUACUCACCGUUGCUGCCGUUGUUUCGCUUUCCCUUGGCCUCUAUGAAACGUUCAGUGGCGGGAGCAAGGUGGACUGGGUUGAGGGCGUCGCAAUCUGCGUCGCUAUUCUUAUUGUCACCAUCGUUACUGCAGUUAAUGACUGGCAGAAGGAAAGACAGUUUGUCAAGUUAAACAAGAAGAAAAAUGACCGUGAGGUUAAAGCUAUCCGUUCAGGAAAGUCUAUUAUGAUUUCCAUUUUUGACAUCACUGUGGGAGACAUUCUUCACCUUGAACCCGGUGAUGCUAUUCCUGCAGAUGGAAUUUUUCUUUCUGGCCAUGGUGUGAGAUGCGAUGAGUCCUCUGCCACUGGAGAGUCAGAUCAGAUGAAGAAGACUGAUGGGCAUGAAGUUUGGGACCGAAUCAACAAUGGGACCGCUACGAAGAAACUCGAUCCCUUUAUUAUCUCUGGCAGCAAAGUCCUCGAAGGUGUUGGGACGUACCUCGUUACCAGCGUUGGACCAAAUUCCUCCUAUGGCAAGAUCAUGCUUUCACUCCAGACUUCAAAUGAUCCUACACCACUUCAAGUCAAGCUAGGAAAUCUUGCAGACUGGAUUGGCGGUCUUGGAAUGGCUGCUGCCGGCAUGUUGUUUUUUGCGCUUCUCUUCCGAUUCUUGGCCCAGCUACCGGAUAACCACCACUCGCCUGCCAUGAAAGGCAAAGAAUUCUUGGAUAUUCUUAUUGUUGCCGUUACUGUUAUUGUUGUUGCAAUCCCGGAGGGUCUACCACUCGCCGUUACACUGGCGCUUGCAUUUGCUACAAGUCGAAUGGUGAAGGAGAACAACCUUGUUCGAAUUCUUCGCGCUUGUGAAACCAUGGGGAAUGCCACGGUUAUUUGCUCAGAUAAGACUGGCACACUGACCCAGAAUAAGAUGACUGUUGUUACAGGAACCUUUGGAAUGAAAGACACAUUUGAUCGUACCCCAGAAGCCGAGGGCGAGGGUCCAUCUGCCGUUACUCAGAUGUUCAAUGAAGCUUCAACUGCUGCCCGUGAUCUGGUGAUGAAAGGUAUUGCUCUUAACUCUACUGCCUUUGAAGGCGAAGAGAACGGAGAGAAGACAUUCAUUGGAAGCAAAACGGAAGUGGCUAUGUUGCACCUUGCCCAAAGAUACCUUGGAUUGAGCUUGACUGAGGAGCGUGCCAGCGCUGAAAUCGCACAGCUUGUUCCCUUUGAUUCCGCUCGCAAGUGCAUGGGGGUUGUUAUUCGCCAGCCAGACGGAACAUUUCGACUACUCGUUAAGGGUGCCGCCGAGAUCAUGUUAUACCAGUCAAGCAGGGUUAUCUCAGGAUUAUCCACGCCUCAACUCGAAUCCAGCGUUCUCUCGCCCAAGGCCAAAUCUGAUAUCCUUGAUACGAUCAACUCGUACGCAAAACGCUCCCUGAGAUCCAUUGGCAUGGUCUAUAAGGACUUUGAAUGCUGGCCGCCGCAAGGUGCUAAGACCAUGGAGGAGGAUAAGUCUUCUGCCGAAUUCAACGACGUUUUCAAUAACAUGACAUGGGUUGGUGUCGUUGGAAUUCAGGACCCUCUCCGAGAUGAAGUUCCUGGAGCCAUUCAGAAGUGUAACAAGGCUGGUGUUGGCGUGAAAAUGGUUACAGGUGACAACCUGACUACUGCUGUGGCCAUCGCAACGGAAUGUGGCAUCAAGACCCCUGAUGGUAUUGCUAUGGAAGGCCCUAAGUUCAGACAACUCUCUGACAAGGAAAUGGAUCGUAUCCUUCCAAACUUGCAAGUCCUGGCCCGUUCCUCACCUGAAGACAAACGUAUCCUCGUUACUCGCCUUAAGCAUCUUGGAGAAACUGUUGCUGUGACAGGCGACGGUACCAACGAUGGCCCUGCACUUAAGGCUGCUGAUGUUGGUUUUUCUAUGGGCAUUGCGGGAACCGAAGUUGCAAAGGAAGCCAGUUCUAUUAUCCUUUUGGAUGAUAACUUCAAGUCUAUUGUGACUGCGAUCUCAUGGGGAAGAGCUGUAAACGAUGCUGUUGCAAAGUUUUUGCAGUUCCAAAUCACUGUCAACAUUACCGCUGUUGUACUGACCUUCGUUUCGUCUCUCGCUAAUUCAAAUGGAAAGAGUGUUCUGAAUGCUGUUCAACUUCUCUGGGUUAAUCUUAUCAUGGAUACUUUUGCUGCCCUCGCACUCGCCACUGAUGCCCCUACCGAAAAAAUUCUUGACCGCAAGCCAUCUCCAAAGUCAGCUCCCCUUUUCACCAUAACUAUGUGGAAGAUGAUCAUUGGGCAAGCCAUCUACCAACUCGUUGUAACGCUGGUGCUAUUUUUCGCCGGAGCCAAGAUAUUUGGAUACGAUCUCGAGAACGACCCUAGCGGAUUACUCGCUGCUCAGAUGGACACAAUCGUCUUCAACACGUUCGUUUGGAUGCAAAUCUUUAAUGAGUUUAACAACCGUCGCCUUGACAACAAAUUCAACAUCUUCGAGGGCAUGUUCAAAAACUAUUUCUUCCUGGGCAUCAACGCCAUUAUGGUCGGUGGCCAAAUCAUGAUCAUUUUCGUCGGCGGUGCGGCUAUUGGGGUUAAAGCUCUUACCGCAGUACAAUGGGCAAUCUGUAUCGGAGCGGCCUUGCCUUGUCUCCUGUGGGCCGUGAUCGUCCGUUGUCUCCCUGACAGGCACUUCGAGGUCGUUAUGAACUUGGUCAUUACCGCCUUCAACUUUUUCUGGAAGCCGAUUGCAAAGGUUUUCCGCGCCAUCUUCACACCAAUUGCUAAGGCUUUCCGCCGGGUUUUUGUUCACAAGAAGAGCAAGCCCAAGACAGAAGAGGAACUGGCCGAAGAGUCAUGUGAAAACAGGCCACGAGACGAAGAGACCGCUGAUAUUGAGAAGCAGGCAGAUACUGCGUCCCAUCCCGUUGCCCCCCCUACUAUCGUCCCUCCACCAAUUACCCUCACAGCACCCAGCUAA
Messenger RNA from Nannizzia gypsea CBS 118893, 3681 nucleotides. Its product is annotated as calcium-transporting ATPase 2. NCBI's taxonomy places the organism in Eukaryota, Fungi, Ascomycota, Eurotiomycetes, Onygenales, Arthrodermataceae. Gene Ontology annotation, biological process: intracellular calcium ion homeostasis; calcium ion transmembrane transport. The transcript is spliced from 8 exons. Gene Ontology annotation, cellular component: intracellular membrane-bounded organelle; membrane. The record is from RefSeq and is a predicted model, not a curated record. Bases 1 to 3681 code for a protein of 1226 amino acids. Gene Ontology annotation, molecular function: ATP hydrolysis activity; ATP binding; P-type calcium transporter activity.